GAAUUGCAGAAGAAUCGCAUCGUCAUUAUCGUCGCCCCUCAUCAUCAUCGUCGUCGUCGUUUUCCCGUCGCUCAUUAGCGGCGAAUUCGCGACACUCUGCCGCGACGAGACGCGCGUCUCUCUCUCACGCUGAUUUCAUUCGGCCGCGGUGACGUGCGAAUUCUCCGCGAUGUUACGAAUAACCGUGUUAUAAUCCGCGUAAUGCGGUAUAAUCGAUACGAAAGAGCGUAGUUUCCGACGAGAAACAACGGAUUCACAUGCGAGUUCCUCGCGGAAGAGGCGGCGGAUCCCCGUUGUCGACCGGUCAAAUAAACUGUCUCUGUGAUUGAACUCUGGUGUUUCUCUGCAUGUUUUUCCGUUACGAUGCACCGAAGCGUCGCUUCGGGUGAAACACAUCGGCGCUUCUCAAUCUGGAGACAUUAAUUACAGUAAUAGGCGCCGAUAGCUUCCGCAAAAAAGAGACUCGCGUCGGCCGACGGAGUCGAUGAUUUGUGCACGGUCCGCGGUUUACCGGAUUCGUCCUCCCCACUGGCUCUGGAGAGAACAUCUCGUCGAGAGGAGCAGCGGCUACGACGAGAUUAAUAGUGGUAGUGAUAGCGGCGAUACAGUGGUAGUAGUAGAAGACUCGCGCGCUGGAAGAGACCAUAUUCCUCUCGCGAGUUUCACCGACUUACUUAGGAGCGCGCGCAGAGAAAAGCAGCGUCAGUCGGCGCAGGACUGAUUUGCCGUGAGCGCAGGAGCGCGUUUCGUCGCCGUUCUCGUGAUCGCGCGCGAAAGUUCAUAUUGCCGUCGAGCGACGAGACGAGACGCGGCUGCUCUUUCACUAGAUCGAAAAUGGGAUACGACGUGUCCGCAUCCGAUCGGGACGCGAGUCUCACGCGGUAACCGAGAGGAAAAACGAGCGGAAGAGGGUGCGUUGAGGAUCGCGAACAGGACAAUUCUUCGAUCGCGAAGGAUUCCAAUUCGUUGCAUUUAACCCGGUGAAAGUGAUACACACAGCUGAUUGAAAGAGAUCGCAGCACGCACUUGACAUGAUGAAUUAAACUCAUGAAGAGCAGUUCAUCGGGUUAACUUCGGAUUACCCGAGUGAUUAUAAACCAAUUAAGAAUGAUCUAUACAGAUACAGUGCGAAGAUAGAAAAAUCGAUAGAUAGGGAAAUCGACCGAAAGAUAAGGAAAAUCGCGAGAUCGCUCGCACGUAUUGACAAUUUUCCGGUGUAAUUCGGCAGUCCAUAUAGUUGGACGCAUCGAUUCCACGAGUUUGGCGACCAACGCUCGCUAGCCUAUGGUUCUUGAGGAAAUUCUGCAUCUGUGCAACAGGAAGAACGCGAUCUUCGUUAUUCUGUGCGCCGCGGUGAUCUACGUGCACCUGCUCGGCGUGGACGAGGAAGUAAAGUGUCGUGGACGAGGAGUGCGGUGUCGUGAGGACGAGGAGGCAUCGAGGUUCCUGAUCGCGCUGCAACUAUGCGGAAGACGAUCUCCGUGCUCGCGCUGAUCGCAUUCGCGUGUGACUUCUUCUCGCACGACGUUCUGGUCCACGGCGAUCUCGCCGGAAAGCCGGAAGCUGCGGGACGAAGCGACGGUUAUGAACAUCAUCAGAAGGACCCGCACGGCCAGCUCGAUGAUGCUGAAGUGCCACGAAGAGCCGCGGAGGAUCGAGCGGACGAAAGAGGGUCAAAUGAGCCUGUAGGGAAAUGGAGGAGCAACGGUGAGGCACUCGAGCCCAAGUGGCGCGACGGUGACUCCGUCCCUCUGCUACCCUUCUCUCACUACCGGUCGUACUCGAGGGACGACGAAGUUGACGACGUCGAACAGGAGGACUUGCCUGAGGCGGCGCGUCGACCGUUCAAGUAUCGCUACACCGUCAACCAGAAUCGUCCCCAGGGCAGACGACUUCCGCUUCCGGAUGACGAUUACGAGCCGAUGUACCACGGUCGCGACUACAACCCUAAUGAGGACUACUCUCGCAUUAGACGUCGUCCGCCGAAGAACCCGCACGAUCCGACACUCUUUUACGAGGAGACGAUCAAGAACAUGGCGAGCAAUGAUGGGAAACGCGGCCGUAACAUCGUCGGCGACUUGUCUAAGGACGACGAGAAGGAAGUCACCUCAGCGAGGUACCGUGAGGCUUUCCAAGCUCGUCCGAACGAAUACGAACAAGAAUUCAACGACGAGGAGUACCUGAGACCUCGGCCAAGAAAGAGGCGGCCGCCGCAGAACUACGAGUUCGCUCUUGCGAACGAGGCGUCUUCCGAGGUGAACGAAGAGGCCACAGGUACUACGCGACCUCCAUCGCAGUUGAAGAACACUGAAGAUCAGCCGAUUACGCAACCGUCGGACAACGUACGUCGCUCGGAGAAUGCACUCCAGCUCAAGUCGCUGCUGAAGAUGCAGCAAGAAGAGGGUUCCAGCCUAUCGGAGAUCCUCCAGCGCAGGAAUCUGACUCUGAACGACCUGCUGAAGGGCAAGGUCGACGUGAUUAAUGCCCUGAAGUCGAGGAUCGGUGAGGAGUCCGACGAGUACAUCGAGGAAAUGUCGAGGGUGAUGUCCAACUCGCUGAUAAAAUUAGCCGCCACGGUGUCGCCGCCCUGGAGAUCCACACAGGCGUCCAUGUCGACGUCCGAAGCUACUAUGACGAAGUCUGCAACUUCAAGUAUCUCGAAUGACUCGGUAAUCAGAGUAACGGUUAUCACAGAUAACAUAUCGAUGAAGAAUUACGACGAAAUGUCUUUGAAUGAAACGAGGAGUCGUGCGACGGAAGAGGAAUCGCAGGGCGUUGAGAAGGUGACGCAACGUCAAUAUGCACACGACUCUUCGUGGCCGAAGGCAACCAUUCCUCCAAGCAUCUCAAUCACUACAUCAACGCCGUUGCCUACGAUUAACUCCAUGGAAUAUUACCUGAAUGACGACGGGAACGUGGAACCGACGAGUGAUCGUGGCACGAGGCUUGAGAACCUCGACGAGGAUGAGAUUAUGGAGUUCUCGGAUUUCACGGAUUUCAAGAAAGCGAAGAGCCCGAUGACACCAACCUGGCCGAGUUCGUCGAACGAGGAAAACGCAUCACAACAGUCGUCAGCGACAGGAGUCGGAAAAGCCCGCAAUGUUGAGUCCACCUUGAGUAUCGAGCAAAUCCUCAAUCCCACGGAGCAGCACAUCGAGUUGACGAAGGAUUGUGGCGAUCAAGACGACGACACUGACGACAAAGAGGUGAAUCGAGAUGCCGUUCAAACGAUUCCUAUGAGCGAGUCUUUCGCGGAGGACUAUAACGCGUUCCUCGAGGCAGAGUAUCAAAAUGACGCUGCGAUCGAUUUCGGUGAAAACGACGGCAGACGAAACACAGUGAAAGCUGAUGGUGAUGCGAACAAGAGCACUGCGAGUCCGGAACCGGAGAAGAAACAAGUCGUGAGUUCGACUAGUGAGAAGAGUGAGUCACAUGACAAAGACUACUCGAGCGAACGGCGUGCGAAUCAAUUGGAAAAGAGCGACGAUCGCAUGAUACAGAAUCACCAAGGCGCGAUCUCGAACAACAGGCGCUACGAGGAGGUCGUCUCUGAGAUCGAGCCGGAGGCACGAGCAGAGAUCUUCGAGCUGUUUGCUUCAGGAUCUGCUGGCAAGCGGCUGGAACGACUCCUCAAGUCGCGGAACAUGAGCAUAGAGGAACUGAUUGCGCUGCGUCAGCGAGGUUCCAGUAGAGUUCACCUAACGGAGGUGUCGCGAUUGCGAGUACCUAAACCGAAGAAUUUUCAGACCUCGAGCACCGACGACGGGGAGAUUGUCAUAUCGCUGUCGCCGACGAGCGGCCCCAACGAGCAGAGUCUCAGCCUUGCGGAAACCAUGAAGGAAAUAGACGCAAACAGGAAAAACGCGGAGGUUUCGACGAGUAGAAUAAAGCAGGACAUCGUGAGCUAUCUGCACGACCCACUCCUCGAUAAGGAUGCGGCAAAUACGUCGAUGUCGAGAUUGCUAGAUCUUGUGGAACGUGACAAGAAUGCGUCGAGGAAGGCAACGUUCGCGGGCGAGAAGCAGGCGAGGAAUAUCGAUGAAUACGGCAACCUGGAGGAUUCUCGUCGAACGGUGCAGAUUGUCGAUCUGUUAACCACCUUCGGUACCAUGCCCUUCACGAAGGAAAUACGACAGUUCAAGCCUGAAGUUGUUAGUGACGAAGAGCGUAUAUCGGAGGUGAGACCUACCACGAGCCACGAUCAUGCGAAUAUAGUACUGAUCAACAAGAAAGAAGAGAGAAUCGUCCGGUCGAACGACACUGCGAACGAAUUUCGCGCUGGAUACGUCGAGGAGAUUACAAGAGAGGAAAAUCCGGACACGGUUGACAUCAGGACUGUUUACGAUGAUGAGAUAGGUAAUAGUAUGAACGACAGGAGCGUCGUUGUUGGCGAGGAAAAGAAGACUCUAUCGAAGAUGAAGCCGAGCAUAAUCGCGAGCGGUGCGAUUCUAGGAGUGACGAUCGUUGUGUUCCUGGCGAUCUUCAUCGUCUGCCGGAUACGACAGAAGCAGAAGUAUACCUACCGAAACACCUUCUCGCGAGCAGUAUUUCAGGGCCCAAUGUUAGCUGCGAGAAAGCUCUCUAACUCCAGUAGUCUCAGCACUGUGAUGGUCAACGUCGUGGCUACGUCGACGACUAAGAGGCCGACAGAGCGGAUGGAGACACAGGAGGCCGCGGAGGAGUUCGAUGGCAUGGACAGGAGCGAUAUGGACAACGACUCGUUGGAUGCGAACGACAGUUGGGAGACGAUACCGGAUUACGCAAAGUGACACUUUGGUUCGAUACGUACUUGUAUCGAAUUUACGUGAUUUUAAAUCUAUGAUUAUAGGUACGUCAUGAAAUGCUGGCAGAACAAACUACUGCAUUCCCGAUGUAUAAAAGAGAUAGGCUAUAUUUAUUUAUAUAAAUAUAUAUAUGUGUAUGUUUAUAUUAUAAGCGCUGUAUUUUAUAUAAAAUUAUAAAUUUUAUACUCUUGAGAUAGUUUCGUGAUUGUCUAGUUUUAUUUGGACAAUUUAACGAUUUGU
Molecule: messenger RNA, 5024 nt
Organism: Harpegnathos saltator (Jerdon's jumping ant)
Lineage: Eukaryota; Metazoa; Arthropoda; Insecta; Hymenoptera; Formicidae
Exons: 2
Coding region: 1464-4769 (1101 amino acids)
Source: RefSeq, a predicted model, not a curated record